Glycine soja is the source of this 1453-nucleotide messenger RNA. Its product is annotated as histone-lysine N-methyltransferase ASHR2-like. The record is from RefSeq and is a predicted model, not a curated record. Lineage: Eukaryota; Viridiplantae; Streptophyta; Magnoliopsida; Fabales; Fabaceae. The coding region runs from base 71 to 1168 and encodes 365 amino acids. The transcript has a single exon. Gene Ontology annotation, molecular function: protein binding.
AGUAUCAUUUGCAAGCUGUCACUCACUACUUCAGCAGUGUAGGUUUGUUUAAUUUGUGUAUUUUUUUUCCAUGCUCAUAGUCAUGGCUGCUUCAAGCUCUCUUUUGAGGAUGGAACAAAUACCUGGCAAAGGAAGAGGUCUUGUUGCAUCACAGCCUCUAAAAGCAGGUCAAAUAGUCCUCACUGAAUCCCCUCUCAUUCUCUACUCAGCUUCUCCUCUCCUCACACCCUCUUCUUCACCUUACACUUACUGUGACCAUUGUUUCAGAAUCUUACCUCUCACUCACAAUAGUACUACUGUCACGUGCCCUUCUUGCUCAAACCACAGUUUUUGUUCCCAGAAGUGCUUCUCCCUUGCACUCAAAUCCUCACACUCCACUUGGGUAUGCAAAGCACUCAUGUCUCUUCAACAACACCCCAAUUCAACACUUCUUCAACAACACCCCCAAGAACGCCAAGUCCAAGCCCGUUUAAUUGUUGCUUCUCACAAGCUCUUCCUUCACAAUCACACCCCUUCUGAGCUAGACACUUUUCUUUCUCUUCAUGGCACCCCAGAUGAUGCUAUUCUUGAUGCUGCUAACUUUCUUCACUCGCUAAUCUCACCACUUUUCCCACCUCAGGCUCAACUCUCUGUGGAUCUCAUUGCACAACUUCUUGCAAAGGACAGACUCAACUCCUUUGGCUUAAUGGACCCUUAUUCCCCUGAUGGCCCUCAGAGAUCUAUUAAGGCUUAUGCUAUUUACCCCAAAGCCACGUUCUUCAACCAUGACUGUGUUCCCAAUGCAUGCAGGUUUGACUAUGUGGACAGUACUAAUGAUGAUUAUGAACACAACAGUACUGACAUUGUUAUUAGGUUGAUUGAGGAUGUUGAUGAGGGGAAAGAGGUUUGCAUCAGCUAUUUCAGGAUUGGUAGGGACUAUUGUACAAGGAAAAGGAUCUUGAUGGAGGAUUAUGGGUUUACUUGUGGAUGUGAUAGGUGCAAGAUUGAAGCUAAUUGGGAUGGUGAAGAAAACAACAGUGACCUUCCACACGUGCGGUUUCUUAGCAAGUAUGUUUGUGAGAGGAAGAAUUGUGCGGGAACUAUGGCUCCUCUGCCUCCAAAAGAUGAUGUGCCAUCUAAUGUUCUGGAAUGUAACUUCUGUGGUAAUUUUAAGAUUGAUGCUGCUUAAUUGGCCUUUAACACCUAUCAGUUAUUAUAUUUCAUCUUUGGUAGAAAUAUAUAUGUUGAGGUUGCUCUUGUCUUUUAGCAUUGCCUAGAGAAAGUGAUAUUGCAAUUCUGUAUUUUACUUUGACUCUGAGAGUGGAGUCCUUGCAUGUUCUCAUUCACACCUCAGUUUGGUGGAUUUUGCGUGCAAUAUGGAAGAUGAAUUCAUGUUUUUUCAGCAACAAGCUCAGUUUCUGAGUCCAGUGUUGUUUAGUGAUGUUAUUGGAAUUCAGUUCCUCGUUAUGUUUUA